AUGCGCCCCCAAGCCAUCCUGCCAGACGCCCUCUCCGCCGUGGGUGAGACGCCGCUCAUUCAACUGAACCGGAUCCCACACGCAGAGGGCAUCAAGUGCAACGUCAUGGUAAAGUGCGAGUACUUCAACGCCGGCGGCAGCGUCAAGGAUCGCAUCGCCCGUCGCAUGCUCCUCCAGGCCGAACAGGACGGCACGCUCAUCCCGGGCAAGUCGAUCGUCAUCGAACCCACCAGCGGCAACACCGGCAUCGGCCUCGCCCUCGCCUGCGCCAUCCGCGGCUACCGAUGCAUCAUCGUCCUCCCCGAGAAAAUGUCGGCCGAAAAGGUCAACACGCUCCGUGCGCUCGGCGCCGAGGUCAUCCGCACGCCCACCGAGGCCGCCCACGACGAUCCGCGCUCCAACAUCAUGGUCGCACGUCGCCUCCAAAAGUCCAUCCCCGACGCCGUCAUCCUCGACCAGUACAACAACCCUAACAACCCCACCGCCCACUGGGCCACCGCCGAGGAGAUCAUCGAGGCCAUCAAGGCCGGCCCCGCCCCGCCCUCUUCCACCUCGCUCCUCCACGGCAUGGGCAGCCUCUCGCUCACCGCCGGCAAGGACGAGCCGCUCGACGCCAGCGCCAACGCUCGUCCGCUCACCCCGGACUCGAACCGCGGCGCCGACGAGCCCAACGGCUCCACCCACACCUACUCGGACAAGGUCGACGUGCUCGUCGCCGGCGUCGGCACCGGCGGCACCAUCAGCGGCAUCGCCUCGCGCCUCAAGCGCGCCGACCACAACCCCGACUGCUACGUGCUCGGCGUCGACCCCAUCGGAUCCACGCUGGCGCUGCCCGCCUCGCUCAACACGCUGCCCGAGGACUGCGACGGCUCGUACAAGGUGGAGGGCAUCGGCUACGACUUUGACCCCAACACGCUCAACAAGGCGGUCAUCGACGAGUGGACCAAGACCGAGGACGAGCAGAGCUUCGCCUAUGCGCGUCGCCUCAUCCGCGACGAGGGCAUCCUCGCCGGCGGCUCGUCGGGCGCUGCGGUCAACGCCGCGAUCAACUGGCUCAAGCCCGGCGGCGCCGGCUGGGACAAGUUUGGCUCGCAGCCGGGUCUCAACGCCGUCGUUGUGCUGCCGGACAGCCUGCGCAACUACAUCACCAAGCCGUGGCUCGUGUCGGACGCCAAGCCCGAGCGUCGCGAGGCCGAGAUCGACUUUGACAACUUCCAGUGA
Moesziomyces aphidis is the source of this 1221-nucleotide messenger RNA. The record is from the annotation of a GenBank genome assembly. NCBI's taxonomy places the organism in Eukaryota, Fungi, Basidiomycota, Ustilaginomycetes, Ustilaginales, Ustilaginaceae.